This is a messenger RNA of Osmerus eperlanus (European smelt), 2210 nucleotides long. RefSeq names its product interferon regulatory factor 2 binding protein 2a (gene irf2bp2a). The coding region runs from base 267 to 1805 and encodes 512 amino acids. Gene Ontology annotation, molecular function: transcription corepressor activity. The record is from RefSeq and is a predicted model, not a curated record. The transcript is spliced from 2 exons. Gene Ontology annotation, biological process: regulation of transcription by RNA polymerase II. Gene Ontology annotation, cellular component: nucleus. NCBI's taxonomy places the organism in Eukaryota, Metazoa, Chordata, Actinopteri, Osmeriformes, Osmeridae.
GAGCCACAAGUUUAGUGUUCGGCGAUGACGUCACUGCUCCACAUUGAGCUAGCACAGUUGUAGACAGAGAGUGAGGGAGAUAGAUAGAGGCGCGCCGUAGUAAAGUACACACUGUCAUGAAGUUCUGUUUGUAACUUAAUUGUUGUUGCCGUAUUCGGGAGAGGAAGAUAGUUGAGAGACGGGAGUUUGCCUUGACUGUGUUUUAAAGAGCUGGGACAGAAUUUGCACAGAUCUGGGUGAAGAUUUUCGUCAGUUUUGUGAAAGCAAUGUCGUCUGCGGCGGUUGCUGCUUCGAGAAGGCAGUCAUGUUAUUUAUGUGAUUUGCCCCGCAUGCCGUGGGCAAUGAUUUGGGAUUUUACCGAACCCGUCUGCAGGGGAUGUGUCAACUACGAAGGAGCAGAUCGGAUCGAGUUUGUGAUUGAGACGGCCCGGCAACUCAAAAGGGCACAUGGUUUCCAGGAGGGGAGAUCUCCGGGGCCAGGAAAGCCCCAACUGUCGGGAAAAGAAAUUCAGUCCAUCAACCAUUCGACAGGAGACCCCGGUUCGCGGCCACCGCAGCCACUGGACCGCUACCCCCUCUCCUCGGACCGUCCACCCAGACUGGGUCCAGAAUACCAAUCAGGGAGACAGGCUAACGGCAUUCCUGUUCCUAACGGAUUUCCUAAACCAGACGACCCACCAGAACUGAACCGUCAAAGUCCCAACCCGCGCAGGAAUAGCGCAGUCCCACCGAAUUUAGUGCCUUUGGUUAACGGGAGCAUGCCCCCUGUACACGCCGUAAAUGGUAGACCGAUCGGUCUCCCGUCCGCACUGACGUCCGGUAACCCCAGCGACCUCGGCAAGCGACCAGCCUCGGUCUCCAGCACGGAGCACGAGAGGGAGGCGAAGGAUAAACAACAUAGACCGGACAGCCUCAUGUCAGAGAUCUCCGAUAGUCACAAAAACAGGGCAGACGAGUGGAUCAACAGAGGCAAAACAGUGCGGGACUUGAUGGCUAUUCACACUUUCGACAGCAGGCUGAAGAAAGAUCAUGCAGUCAUGCAACAAAGGGUGAUGGGGUACGAGACCAGCGCCACUGCUUCAAAACCAGACAGAGGAAAACACCCACGGAGCAUGAAGAGAAAAGCGUCGCCAGAGCCGGAGGGAGAGGGAACGGCGGCUAAAUUAAACGGAGAGGGACAGCAGUGGUUGCCUCCUCUAACCGAUGGACUGAAAAUGCCCCCUGUUCCCCCGUCAAGUUUCGCCGCAGCUCCCUCAACGAUAUCCCCGCAUCCCCGCACCACCCCGCCCGAAGCGGCGCAGAACGGACAGUCCCCAAUGGCAGCCCUCAUACUGGCAGCGGACAACGCGGGUGGGAACAACUCUCCCAAGGAUGCCAACCAGGUCCACUCCACCACGCGCAGGAACAGUAGCAGUCCCCUCUCGCCCUCCAUGAACCAGAGGCGGCUCGCUCAGAGGGACGGCUCCGGCGCGGGAACACCCCACGUGCCGAGCAUGGACCAAGUGCACCCCCAAAGCAUUCCGGACUCGUCAGUACCAGGCAGCAUACCUCUCUGCUGCACGCUGUGUCACGAGCGUUUGGAGGACACGCACUUCGUUCAGUGCCCGUCCGUGCCCUCUCACAAGUUCUGCUUUCCGUGCUCGCGGGAGAGCAUCAAGCAGCAAGGCGCGACGGGUGAAGUGUACUGUCCCAGCGGAGAGAAGUGCCCCUUGGUCGGUUCAAACGUGCCGUGGGCUUUCAUGCAAGGUGAAAUCGCUACUAUCCUUGCAGGAGAUGUCAAAGUAAAAAAGGAAAGAGACCCUUGAUUUUUUUUUUUUGGAGGGGGAGGGGGUAGGGCAACGAAAAAUACGAGUAUAUAAAUAUAUAAAUAUCACAUACAUACCAUCCAAACAAACUAAUGGACUUGUACAUAUUGGACCUAAGGAAAGUGUAUACUUCGUAAACAUGGCUGUAUAAUUUUUGAUUUUUUGAAUACAUUGUGUUUCUAUAUUUUUGAAGAUAAAGGUAUGUACUCAUUAUAACGGACUACGUUCCUCUUUGUUGAUGUUUAACAAAUUAUUGAUGUACUUCUAGGUCUGGUGGCAGUUCCUGUUUAACGUAGAAUGUGACUAAUGCUACUCUACGAGCACUUGGCAAAACUGAAAUGCUUUUAGCUGUACUUGUAUGCACUUGUUUAAAAUUGCCAAAUACAAUUUCUGAUCUUGUAUGAA